UUAUUAUGGACCGAAAUGGCGACUAAUGACCGCCUGGGAAGAGAUGAAGGAAGGAACACGUUGUUGCGGUCCGAUGCCAUAUGCGGCCACGAAGCUUUUCCGAUUGCAAGGCCAGAUAAGGCGAACCUGAUGCGGCAAGCGAUAACAGGCAUAUCCUCUGGCUGGCACGGAAUGCCACUCACUGGCACAGGACCCUGCGAGUGCCACCCCCCGGCGUCACGCGACCUGCACUUCGACAAUCGCCGUGAAACAAUCGCGGGACGCCCCUCGCUACGCUGGCUGAUAAGCGGAGAUUGCGCCCGCCGCCGCCGCGCCCGGAGUGAGUCCGCCCUCGCUGCCCCGACCCGCGCGCACGGGACCGACAGCCGCCGCCGCCGAGGGCCUCCUCCUAUGUGCCUCUGGAUCUGCCUCUUCGGGGUCUUUGGCACGUGCUUCCGCGACAAAGCCGAGAUGGCGUGGCGCCACCGCUCCAGUAACGAGAAGACCCUCCUGAAGGUGAUCGCGUUCCUGGUCUUCGCUCUCACCUGCUUCAUCAUCACCGUCACAGUCAUGGACAUCACCUACAAGGCCAAGAUCAAGGACCUGGAGGACCAGCUCGACCAGCAGCAGUCGAGCACCACGGAGGCGCUCACCAGCCACACCUCCACCCUCGCCUCCACCCUCACCUCGCUCAGCUCCACCACUCCGCCUCCGAUCACCACCACCGCCGCCCCCACCACCACCACGACCACCACCUUGGCGCCCACCACCACGCCCGCACCGUCGACGACCCCCACGACCGCCGCCCCGCCGACCACCCCGCCCGACGACGGAGUCCGAGACGUCCCACCACGCGUCCUCGCUGCUGCUGGAGGCGCUGCAGUCACUGCUGCGGAACUUCUCUGGGAUCUCCUCUGCCUCGGACAGCGUCGACAGCGCGCGGAUGUCCAAGGGCCUGUUCAGCCGGACGCGCGGGACCUUCGUCAUCGUCGCCGACGUCCGCCACGAGCAGUCCCGCCCCGCCCCGACGCCGCCCGCCCCGGACGCCGCCAACGCCACCGAGCCCUUCGAGAGCCCGCUGGUCUACAUCGACGAGGCCGCCCCCUCCGCCGCGCCGCCGCCGCCGCCGCAGGGCCGAGGCCAGGGCGAGACCACAGAGAGCAAAGAGGACGAUCUGUACGACGCAGACGACGACGACGACUACGCCGGCCCGCGCCGCACCACGACCUCCGACUUCAAGAACGACCUGGAGGCCUUGUCGACGAAGGAAGGCUCGGGCGUGGACGACGACAAGAUGACGGUGCCUCCCUAGUCUUACGUAUUACCUUAGAUAACAUUGAACAUAUCACUAGAUUCGCAUUAAUGAUUCCCCGCUAGCCCUGCGACGACGGACGUGAGACUAGCAGUUGUGAUUCGUGUCCUUCUCGAAAGGCGACGUCGUGCCCCCAGACUUAUAUUUUUUACAAAAUAUGGAUUCUCAGUGAGAGUUCGUUCCUCGGCGACCGUUGCUUCCCGAACCAAGUUCAACGAUGAAAAAGACACUCAUUUUUAGCCUAAAAAAAGAAAGAAAAAAAAAACGAAUUGGGAUAAAUUAGACGUGUCGUGUCUCGCUCUUGUGAUUUGUAUUCCUUUCAGACCUGUAAUUCCUUCAGCCCCCUCUGAGAUCUGAUGCUUGCUUCUUCAGGCCAGGGAAGUAAAUUUACUUUUUAUACAAAUUUAUCUGAAUUCAAAAAUGGUAAUUGGAACGAAAUGUCGUAUAUAUAUAUCUACGUUUGUUAUAAUCAAUAAAGUAUUAUUAUAUUUGUCCAA
Messenger RNA from Penaeus vannamei (Pacific white shrimp), 1788 nucleotides. NCBI's taxonomy places the organism in Eukaryota, Metazoa, Arthropoda, Malacostraca, Decapoda, Penaeidae. The record is from RefSeq and is a predicted model, not a curated record.